Messenger RNA from Sorghum bicolor (sorghum), 537 nucleotides. Its product is annotated as testis-specific gene A8 protein-like. The transcript has 2 exons. The coding region runs from base 1 to 537 and encodes 178 amino acids. Lineage: Eukaryota; Viridiplantae; Streptophyta; Magnoliopsida; Poales; Poaceae. The record is from RefSeq and is a predicted model, not a curated record.
AUGGUAGGAACCCCCCUGAGACGAAGCCAGGGGGAUUCAUGGGGCCAUAGAUGGGCAACUCUUCCUCCCCCGUCUCGAGCCUCUGCCCUUCCUCGAGCCUCUGUCCUUCCUCGAGCGGCUGCUGCUGCUGUAGUCGCUGCUCCUGCAGCUCCUGCUACCGCUGCUGCUCCAGCUGCUCCUCUAGCUGCCGCUGCCGCUGCUGCUGUUGUAGUUGCAGCUCCUACAGCUCUUGCUCCUACUGCUGCUCUAGCUGCUCCUCCAGCUGCGGUUGCCGCCGCUGCUGCUCCUGAAACUCCAGCUGCCGCUACUGCUCUAGCAGAUGCUGAAGGACGGUCCUCCUCCCAGUCCCCCGACCGGUCGGCCUCGAGCCACCGCGCGCUAGAGCCCUUGGCUGCUCCAAGACGGGAGCGUGCCUCUACUCCACUCUCCCUUCCUGAUGGCCCUCAGGACUUGCGCUCCUCCGACAUCCUCCUCCUUGGCUCGAGGCCACCUCGGCAGCACGGCCCUGAGUCAGCGGCCCCGUUCCAGAGGUCUUGA